AUGGGGAGUGCUAUUGUUGAUUCCGGAUCUGGUAUUAAGCUUGAAGGUACCCCUUCCCCUUCCAACCUGAGGUCUUUCCUUCACAGUGUUACGCCAACUUUGGAGGCCUACACCGUUGCUAAGCCAAACGACUAUUCUGGUAAAUCGGCCAACUUAGGGAGAUGCUUCUACCUUGUAGACCUUUGGAACUUCUUCUACCCGUUAAGCGAAUGCGGUGUCAGUACUCCGGUUCACCUCCCUUCCGGUGAAGAAAUAAACCAGUACUUUGUGCCGUAUCUUUCAGCCAUUCAGUUGUACACCGUCUCACACUUCACUUUACACAACAAGAUGAUGGCCGGCAACUUGUUCGAUGCGAACAACUACGGCUGUUGCAAUGCAGCAGAUAACUGGAGUUGCCAGUAUGCAACAGCAGCAUUAGCGUCAUGGGGCAUAUCUGAUAGCCCGAGGUCAAAGAGGAGUGAAGGACCAUGUUUUGAGUACUUUGAAUGCGACUCCCCUUAUGAAAGGAUGCCUCUCGCAGACAAGGUGUAUGAGCUAUACCAUAACUUUCCACCUCUGUCAUCUCUUAACAGCAUAGAGCUCUCACCAGCUAGUUGGAUGUCAGUUUUCUGGUACCCAAUAGGUCAUGUUCCUCGGACGAACAAUAAAGACCUGACUACUUGCUUCCUGACUUACCAUAGUCUCUCGACACAAGAAGAUAGUACGCCUCUUUACAGCAAGGACCGGCUGACGCUUCCCCCUAUUGGCCUCGCGACACACAAGACGGAUGGAGAUGUGUGGACAAGCGCGGACUCCGGCGAUCAAGAGCUCGCCACCUCCCUCGUCGGCGCGGCGGACUCGUGGCUGAAGAGGCUCGACGUCCAGCACCAUGACUUCAAUUACUUCCUGAAUAGCAACAGGAGCCUGAUCCACUACCAGUCUUUAACCAAAGCAAGCAGUAGUGCCAUUUGA
Molecule: messenger RNA, 951 nt
Organism: Oryza brachyantha (malo sina)
Lineage: Eukaryota; Viridiplantae; Streptophyta; Magnoliopsida; Poales; Poaceae
Exons: 6
Coding region: 1-951 (316 amino acids)
Source: RefSeq, a predicted model, not a curated record